This is a messenger RNA of Paracoccidioides lutzii Pb01, 1098 nucleotides long. RefSeq lists its product as hypothetical. The transcript has 3 exons. The record is from RefSeq and is a predicted model, not a curated record. The coding region runs from base 1 to 1098 and encodes 365 amino acids.
AUGCCGUGGAGAGACCAUCUUGGGGAUGUAUACCGGCACCUCCCGGGCCGCAAUGUGAACAGGUUCCUUGCCUUGCAUCGCGGCUACCGAGUAAAUUUCCUACAUGUCAUCCUGAACCUGCAGUUCCCAGAAGUGCAACAUGAAAAUAAUGAGCCGCUUAAAUGUCGGGAGACCGUUGACGAUAUCCAAGCUUGCAAUGAGUAUCUUACCAGCCGAGUUUCAGAAUUGUUUACGGCAAUUAAGAUUUUAGAGGAGCGAGAGCUCCCAAACCACCAACCAACAGGGCUAUGUCUAACUAUUGAAUCUCCAUUCCAGUCAGACAAAAAUGAUCGGCAUUGUAAUCACCGCAGAUUUCAUCGCUGGAGUGUCCAACUCCUUAACCCUGAAAACCUUCCCAAGCUCUUUUCAACUGUCGAUAUUUUCACGAGCGUUUCCCAAAUUAUUCAAUCUACCCGGUUAUCUCUCACUUCACUCGACCGUUGGGAGGGUCCCUGGAGCGAUUCCAGACACGCCUUCGGCGAGGCGAUUAGUAGUGAUAUGGUGCCUGCGAAACUGAAAACAGCUGGACUCUACUUUUGCAGUAACAUAGAUAGCCACCUGGGAUGGCAUGUGGACCAAAGCGCUGCUCUUCCGGAUCUUGUCAGCCCUCUGUCCUAUAACCUGCUUAACUCUCGCGUGUUCACACAGCGAUUAUUUGGAGCACCUGGAUGUCAAGUUUCAACCCGCAUCACCCUCUGGAAUAUGAUAUUUUCAAGGUCCGGGCGGCAAGAGUUCGAGUACACCAGGUUACAACGGCACGCACGAGCAUUACCCUCCCCUUACAGAAAGCUUUUCCGUAUAAUACCGAUUGAUGAACCUAGGCCCAUUCUUAGAAUCAUUUGCAAAAUCACUGUGCAACAUGCCGUCCCUGGAGAAGGCUUGUCUGCGAACGACAUUGAUGUGACGUCCUGGGCCAGACAUGAAAGGGAAGUAUACCAACUACCCUACAGCGAAUCGGUGAUCAGUUACAUAUUCUGCCUCGUGUGGAAUUCCUAUUUUGACAUGGCGGGUUAUCGGAGAAUGGAGGCCAAGCGACGAGUUAAGCCAGCGCUUUCAUGA